AGUUUUGGUUUUCCCGCAACCAACCAACUCGCAUCCCGGUGCCCCGCCUCUUCAGCUGUGAACCACACCAACCUCUCUGAAUCUCCACAUCAUGGACGGUGUUGAUCUUACAAAGGCUGUAUUGAACAAGGGCAAACAAAUGGCUGCUGUCGCUGCCUCUGCUGCCAAUGGCAAUGGCGGCAAGAAGAGGAGAAAGGGGACUGACCUCAAACCCAUCGUCACCAAUGAUGCAAAUCCAGCCGCUGAUGCCAGUGGCGCCGCGCCCGCGAACCCCAAAGUUGCCGCUUCAUCGUCGCGGUCACCAUCUGCCUCAUCAGGGGAUGAAAUCGAAACCACCGCCGAGGAAGAAGAUUCCGAAGACUACUGCAAGGGUGGUUAUCAUCCCGUAGCUGUUGGGGAGACAUACAACAAUGGUCGCUACGUUGUGGUGCGCAAACUGGGCUGGGGUCAUUUCUCCACAGUGUGGCUGUCAAGAGACACCACUACCGGAAAACAUGUGGCGUUGAAGGUGGUGCGCUCCGCUGCCCACUACACUGAGACUGCGAUCGACGAAAUCAAACUUCUCAACCGGAUCGUUCAAGCCAAACCCUCCCAUCCAGGCCGCAAGCAUGUGGUGAGUCUGCUGGAUUCGUUUGAACACAGGGGCCCUAACGGCGUUCACGUGUGUAUGGUGUUUGAGGUGUUGGGUGAGAACUUGCUUGGUCUGAUCAAGCGAUGGAACCACCGAGGUAUCCCCUUACCCCUCGUAAAGCAGAUCACCAAGCAAGUCCUGCUGGGAUUGGACUAUCUCCACCGAGAGUGCGGCAUCAUCCAUACUGACUUGAAGCCGGAGAAUGUGUUGAUUGAAAUUGGCGACGUGGAGAAGAUUGUCGAGGCGCAUGUGGCGCAGGAAGAGGCGAAGAAAGAGAAUAAAGAGGAUAACCGCAACGGGCGGCGGCGGCGACGCACUUUGAUCACAGGCAGCCAGCCAUUGCCCAGCCCGUUGAAUACCAGCUUCAGCAGCUUCGACUUCAAGCACAGCUCUUCUAACUCACACAGUAGCCUAAGCCAGAUGGUGAAUGAGCCAACACCGGAGAACCCGUCGAUGAAGGAGGCGCUCGGUGUCAAAGACGAGGAUGACAAGCAAAAGCAGCGAGAAAAGACAGCUGAUCUCCUGGAGAGAGAGGUGUCUGGUAUCUCCCUGGAUAAGAGCUCAACCAAAUCCCUCGAGGAAGAGAUUGAUGCCAGCAUCAUUUCGGUCAAGAUUGCCGAUCUGGGCAAUGCGUGCUGGGUGGGACAUCACUUCACCAACGAUAUCCAGACACGUCAAUACCGAUCCCCCGAGGUCAUAUUGGGCGCAAAGUGGGGCGCAAGUACCGAUGUGUGGAGUAUGGCGUGCAUGACCUUUGAACUUAUCACCGGCGACUACCUAUUCGACCCGCAAUCCGGAACCAAGUACGGUAAAGACGACGACCACAUCGCCCAAAUUAUCGAAUUACUCGGCCCAUUCCCCAAGUCCAUGUGUCUAGCCGGAAAAUGGUCACAAGAUAUCUUCAACCGCAAGGGCGAGCUACGCAAUAUCCACCGACUCCGCCACUGGGCUCUCCCGGAAGUCCUUCGCGAGAAGUACCACUACACAGUAGAGGAUAGCAUGCGAACCAGCGAGUUCCUAUUACCCAUGCUGGAUCUUUCACCCGAGAAGCGCGCCAACGCCGGUGGCAUGGCCUCACAUGAGUGGUUACAGGAUACACCUGGUAUGGCCGGGAUCGAUCUAGGAAUUGCACCGGGGACUCGGGGUGACGGAAUUGACGGCUGGGCAGUGGAGGUCAAACGGCGAUGA
Molecule: messenger RNA, 1819 nt
Organism: Penicillium odoratum
Lineage: Eukaryota; Fungi; Ascomycota; Eurotiomycetes; Eurotiales; Aspergillaceae
Product: serine/threonine-protein kinase
Exons: 5
Coding region: 92-1819 (575 amino acids)
Biological process (GO): regulation of mRNA processing; spliceosomal complex assembly; protein phosphorylation
Molecular function (GO): protein kinase activity; ATP binding
Source: RefSeq, a predicted model, not a curated record